Messenger RNA from Macaca mulatta (Rhesus monkey), 1391 nucleotides. Lineage: Eukaryota; Metazoa; Chordata; Mammalia; Primates; Cercopithecidae. The record is from RefSeq and is a predicted model, not a curated record.
GCAUCCCGGGGACCACCUGGCCGCCCUGUCUCUCCCGCCCGGUAAUGCUUCUGCACCCCGCCGCCUGUCCGUCUGCAUUCCUGCCUCAGUUUCCCUCUGUCUCUCUGUCCCUCUUGCUGUAUAGGUUAGGGAGAGACAGGUUGAGUCUCAAUUGCCCCCCUUGGCGUGGGGCUCUGCUUGGGACCAGCACCCCCACCCCUCCGUGGAAUCUAGUGGACUCUGCCCCCUUUAACUGCAGGGCCACAGGUGCUCAGGACAGAUUCCAGAACCCCGAGGGCAUUCCAGGAGGUGGGCAGCUGGGCCAGCCAUGCGGAGGUGGGCAUGAGUGUAGCUUUGACUGUAGCUUCUGGCUAAACCAGGCAUCGGUGGCGGGGAGCCAGGCCUAGGCCCGCCCAGGCCCACCCGGACUGGCCCCUAACGAACUCCCAAGUGGCCUGUGGGGCCGUGGCCUCAGUUUUGCCAGCUGUGAACUGGGACCGUCGCUGCCAAGGCCAUGGACACCUUCAACACCAAGAGUCUGGCUCUGCAGGCGCAGAAGAAGCUCCUGAGUAAGAUGGCAUCUAAGGCAGUGGUGGCCGUGCUGGUGGAUGACACCAGCAGCGAGGUGCUGGACGAGCUGUACCGCGCCACCAGGGAGUUCACGCGCAGCCGCAAGGAGGCCCAGAAGAUGCUCAAGAACCUGGUGAAGGUGGCCCUGAAGCUGGGGCUGCUGCUGCGCGGGGACCAGCUGGGCGGGGAGGAGCUGGCGCUGCUGCGGCGCUUCCGCCACCGGGCGCGCUGCCUGGCCAUGACGGCCGUCAGCUUCCAGCAGGUGGACUUCACCUUCGACCGGCGCGUGCUGGCCGCCGGGCUGCUCGAGUGCCGCGACCUGCUGCACCAGGCCGUGGGCCCCCACCUGACCGCCAAGUCCCACGGCCGCAUCAACCACGUGUUCGGCCACCUGGCCGACUGCGACUUCCUGGCCGCGCUCUACGGCCCCGCCGAGCCCUACCGCUCCCACCUGCGCAGGAUCUGCGAGGGCCUGGGCCGGAUGCUGGACGAGGGCAGCCUCUGAGCCCCGGGGCCGCCCGACCGCGCCCCUCGCGCCUUCUGGGGCUCUUCUGCUGGGCGCGGUGGGCUUUGUGGGUUUUUUCCACCUCUUUUCUCCCAAUCGGACUCCGGUCGAACUCCCCCAGACAGGUGGGUGACCUGGCCCCUUUGAGAGGACGCUGAGCCAUCUGUAGCAGCUGUUUCAGACACGGAUGUCACCUCUUCUCCUGGCUUCCGCCCAAUGGGGAGAGGAAUUUGGGGCCCUACUCUGGGGACCACCUUCCACCCCUAUUUGUACUUCCUGGGCCACGCCGACCCCUGGGUCGCUUGAUGUAAAAGUCAAAAGUUGCUGCUUCCCACUU